AUGUCUGCAAUUAAUCAGAUUGUAUCCACUUCAAUCUCCUCAUCCUCCUCCACUUUUCUCUGUCAAAACAAGCUCAACAACAUCAACAAGCCAUCCAAUGUAGCGAUUGCAGGGAAAAUCGGCGUGGCGGUGAAAUGUGUCGCCUCGCCGUCUGCUGAAAAGACUGCCUACACGACGAAGGUGUCGCGCAAUGAAAACAUGGCUAAACUUCAAGCAGGCUACCUCUUUCCAGAGAUUGCGAGACGAAGAUCUGCUCACAUGUCGAAAUAUCCUGAUGCGCAAGUGAUCAGCCUCGGAAUUGGUGACACAACUGAGCCAAUUCCAGAAGUUAUCACUUCUGCCAUGGCACAGAGAUCAUAUGCACUGUCAACAAUAGAUGGUUACAGUGGUUAUGGAGCUGAACAAGGUGAAAAGGUUGCGCUCGAAGUUUCUUCCUUUUCCAAGUAUGCCGGGUUCACUGGAGUUCGACUCGGUUGGACUGCGAUUCCUAAAGAGCUUCUCUAUUCUGACGGUUUUCCUUUGGCCAAGGACUUUAACCGUAUAGUUUGUACCUGUUUCAAUGGCGCAUCUAACAUUGCACAAGCUGGUGGUUUGGCUUGCGUUUCAGAUGAGGGCAUUAAGGCUAUGCAUGAUGUGGUUGGUUUCUACAAGGAGAACACAGCUAUCAUAGUCGACACGUUCAACUCGCUCGGCUUCAAUGUGUACGGAGGCAAAAACGCACCUUACGUGUGGGUUCACUUUCCGGGAAGAAGCUCGUGGGAUGUGUUUGGCGAGAUCCUUGAGAAGACUCAUGUUGUGACCACGCCGGGGAGUGGUUUCGGGCCGGGCGGCGAAGGUUUCGUAAGGGUCAGCGCCUUUGGGCACAGGGAGAAUGUGUUGGAAGCAUGUAGAAGGUUCAAGCAGCUGUACAAGUAA
Striga hermonthica is the source of this 915-nucleotide messenger RNA. NCBI's taxonomy places the organism in Eukaryota, Viridiplantae, Streptophyta, Magnoliopsida, Lamiales, Orobanchaceae. The record is from the annotation of a GenBank genome assembly.